CUGAGCGCGUGAUGUGCGUCCCUAGGCGGCGGUGAACUACGCUUCCCAAUACUCUUAAGCAAUGGAAGUGACGUAAAGAGCAGACAGAGUUGGAGGGUUCGGGUGAAAAUGGCUGAAUAUUUAGCUUCGAUAUUCGGGACUGAGAAGGACAAGGUUAACUGCUCUUUUUACUUUAAGAUCGGGGCCUGCCGGCACGGGGACCGGUGCUCCCGGCUUCACAACAAACCGACUUUCAGCCAGACCAUAGUGCUGCUCAACCUGUACCGGAAUCCACAGAACACGGCCCAAACCGCAGACGGAUCGCACUGUCACGUGAGCGACGUGGAGGAGGUGUUCACCGAACUGCAGGAGAAGUACGGGGAGAUUGAAGAGAUGAAUGUGUGCGACAACCUGGGGGACCACCUCGUGGGCAAUGUCUAUGUCAAGUUUCGCCGCGAGGAGGAUGCAGAGCGGGCAGUGGCUGAACUCAAUAACCGCUGGUUCAAUGGGCAGGCUGUACAUGCCGAGCUGUCUCCUGUCACCGACUUCCGGGAGUCAUGCUGUCGGCAGUAUGAGAUGGGGGAAUGUACCCGCGGUGGCUUCUGCAACUUCAUGCACCUGCGACCCAUCUCCCGGAACCUCCGGCGACAGCUCUAUGGGCGCGGACCCAGGCGCAGGUCACCCCCUAGGUCUCAGGCCAGCCACCGUCCCAGAGAAAGAAACCGACGACGAUCCCCAGACCAUCGGCAUGGCCGCUUCUGAGACCCCGGACCCCUUGCCCUCCAUCCCUGACAGGCACAGAUGUUCCUGGCCAGGACGCCUCCUCAAAGCUUCCCUAACUCCCCACCGCCAUCUUCCCCAGCCUCCAGGGCUCCAGGAUGUAAUCUGUUCUACACAGGGCCCUUUUCCUACCGUCCCUCCCCUAAUAAAGUUGUGUAUUGAAGCUGUAGAGCUUCGUUGUUAGCUCGAGCCUGGCUGCGGGCUGGAGUUUCCUCCCACCCCCACGUCUGACGAGAAGGGGAAGUGGGGCUGGGCUCUGGCCACAACCUCAGCGGAGUAAUCUCGAACAGGUGAGAAAGCAGCGGGCUCAGAGCCCAGGACCCUAGAAACCCCCAAGUGGGACCGGUGGGGUGGGGACACCUUUGUGCUGGUAACUUCAGUACAUCCACCAGAGGCUUCUCAGGGGAAGCCGCCUGGUGGUGGCAGAUUGGAGGAUCCCCAGCCCAGAAGAGAUUGAGUUUA
Molecule: messenger RNA, 1221 nt
Organism: Ceratotherium simum simum (southern white rhinoceros)
Lineage: Eukaryota; Metazoa; Chordata; Mammalia; Perissodactyla; Rhinocerotidae
Gene: U2AF1L4
Product: U2 small nuclear RNA auxiliary factor 1 like 4
Biological process (GO): mRNA splicing, via spliceosome
Cellular component (GO): U2AF complex
Molecular function (GO): metal ion binding; RNA binding
Source: RefSeq, a predicted model, not a curated record